AUAAACUGCCAGGUGCCCAACUCCGCGUUCGUGCAUUUCUGAAGAGUAUUUUAACAUCGAUUUAAUUGAACAUUAAGAUGACCACACAAAUGGAGACCGAGGCAGGAGAUGUGGAGACUUUUGCGUUUCAGGCUGAAAUUGCUCAGCUUAUGUCUUUGAUCAUCAACACCUUCUACUCUAAUAAGGAAAUCUUUCUCAGAGAAUUAGUUUCAAAUGCCAGUGAUGCUCUUGACAAAAUACGUUACGAGUCUUUGACCGAUCCAUCCAAACUUGACAAUGGUAAAGAGUUAUACAUUAAGAUUAUUCCAAACAAAAAUGACGGUACUUUAACCAUUAUUGAUACCGGUAUCGGUAUGACCAAGCCUGACAUGAUAAACAAUCUUGGUACGAUUGCCAAGUCUGGUACCAAGGCGUUCAUGGAAGCUCUUCAGGCUGGUGCAGACAUUUCUAUGAUCGGUCAAUUUGGUGUAGGAUUUUAUUCUGCGUAUCUAGUAGCUGAUAGGGUCACCGUAGUUUCAAAGCACAACGACGACGAACAGUAUCUCUGGGAAUCCAAUGCUGGAGGAUCGUUUACCAUGAAGCUUGAUAAUGGAGAGCGUUUAGGACGUGGUACAAAGAUUGUUCUUCAUAUAAAGGAAGAUCAGUCUGAAUAUUUAGAGGAAAGCAAAAUUAAAGAAAUCGUUAAGAAACAUUCCCAAUUCAUUAGUUAUCCAAUUAAGUUAGUAGUACAAAAGGAACGUGAAAAGGAGUUGAGUGAGGAUGAAGCAGAGGAAGAGAAGGAUAACGAUGGAAAACCAAAAGUUGAGGACAUAGACGAGUCUGAGGAAGGAGAGGAGAAGAAGAAGAAGAAGAAGACUAUUAAAGAAAAGUACACGGAAGACGAAGAAUUGAACAAAACGAAACCAAUUUGGACUAGGAAUCCCGAUGAAAUUACCCAAGAGGAGUACGGCGAAUUCUACAAAUCAUUGACAAAUGAUUGGGAAGAUCAUUUGGCUGUUAAACACUUCUCUGUAGAAGGUCAAUUAGAAUUCAGAGCUCUGCUCUUUGUUCCGAGACGUAUGCCCUUCGAUUUGUUCGAAAAUAAGAAGAGAAGGAACAACAUUAAACUGUACGUAAGAAGGGUGUUUAUCAUGGAUAACUGCGAGGAGUUAAUUCCCGAAUAUUUAACUUUCAUGAAGGGAGUAGUCGACAGCGAGGAUCUUCCUUUGAACAUCUCUCGUGAGAUGCUUCAGCAGAACAAAAUUUUAAAGGUCAUUCGCAAAAAUCUUGUUAAGAAAUGCUUGAAACUGUUUGAGGAAUUAUCAGAGGAUAAGGAGAAUUACAAGAAAUUCUACGAACAAUUCAGUAGAAAUAUUAAAUUAGGUAUUCACGAGGAUAGCGCAAAUCGUAAUAAGCUGUUAGAUCUUCUCAGAUAUCACACCUCUGCUUCUGGAGAUGAAACUUGCUCUCUCAAGGACUAUGUAGGUAGAAUGAAGGAGAACCAAAAGCACAUUUACUUUAUUACCGGAGAGAGCAAAGAACAAGUUGCAAACAGUUCCUUUGUCGAACGUGUGAAGAAAUGUGGCUUUGAAGUUAUAUACAUGACAGAGCCUAUCGAUGAAUAUGUAGCACAACAAAUGAAGGAAUACGAUGGAAAACAAUUGGUAUCAGUAACCAAAGAGGGAUUGGAGCUUCCUGAAGACGACGAAGAGAAGAAAAAGAGAGAAGAGGAUAAAAACAAAUUUGAGAACUUGUGUAAAGUAAUGAAAAACAUUCUUGACAGCAAAGUAGAAAAGGUUUUAGUAUCAAACAGGUUAGUUGAAUCUCCUUGCUGUAUAGUCAGUUCACAGUACGGCUGGACUGCUAAUAUGGAGAGAAUCAUGAAAGCUCAAGCUCUUAAAGAUACAUCUACCUUGGGAUAUAUGGCAGCAAAGAAACACCUUGAAAUAAAUCCAGAUCAUUCUAUCGUUGAAACUCUUCGUCAGAAAGCAGAGGCUGAUAAGACUGACAAGGCGGUUAAAGAUUUAGUGAUGUUGCUGUUUGAAACAGCACUUCUGUCUUCAGGUUUUACACUGGAUGAACCACAAGUUCAUGCUGCAAGAAUUUACAGAAUGAUUGAGUUGGGUCUUGGUAUUGAUGAAGAAACUACACCGGAAGAGCAGAAUACAGAGGAAGUUACUCCUGUUGAGGAGGAUGCUGCGGAGCAAGCUUCAAUGAUGGAGGAAGUAGAUUAAGCUUAAGAUCUGAACAUGACAUCGAUAAUCAAUGUCCU
Molecule: messenger RNA, 2251 nt
Organism: Habropoda laboriosa
Lineage: Eukaryota; Metazoa; Arthropoda; Insecta; Hymenoptera; Apidae
Product: heat shock protein 83
Exons: 2
Coding region: 78-2213 (711 amino acids)
Biological process (GO): protein stabilization; cellular response to heat; protein folding
Cellular component (GO): protein-containing complex; plasma membrane; cytosol
Molecular function (GO): disordered domain specific binding; ATP hydrolysis activity; ATP-dependent protein folding chaperone
Source: RefSeq, a predicted model, not a curated record